AUGGCGCUCUCCGCGCGCCUCCUCACUCUGCGAAGAUCGCCCAUCCUCCUCAAGCUCCCUCCAUAUCUCAGUGCCCUCCUGAUCCUGGUUGGCUUUGCAUGGCUCCUCCUGCUGCCACUUAACGAAUACUCACGGCAGACAUACAUCUCCGAGAACGCCAUCCUCCCAGGACAGGUUCAUACAUACUUUGGCGGCAGCGAGCAUAAUGUCUUCCGAGCAUAUCGACAGGAGGUAUACAACCUUGGGCAGCAGAAGGAUGAACAGCACAGGGUGGACGGGCUGUACAGGAUACUGGGAGAAAUUGGGUUGAAGAACGCACGACAGACGUACAUUUACAAGGUCGCUGGGGAAACGAUAUCUGGUACGAACAUCUAUGGCUUGCUCCAAGGUCCACGCGCAGAUGCCACCGAGGCGAUGGUCCUGAUCGCAGCAUGGCGGAACUUUGACGGCGAAGUGAACUACUCCGCUGUCGCGCUGGCAUUGACUCUGGCGCAGUACUUCAAGAGAUGGAGCAUAUGGAGUAAAGAUAUCAUUGUUCUAUUCCCUGACGACAGCACCUAUGGCCCUGAAGCGUGGGUGUCUGCAUACCACAGCACGUCUACGACCCCAACAUCAUCUCGAAACAUUAGUUCAUUGCCGGUCAAAGCAGGCGCACUGCAAGGAGCGGUUGCUUUGGACUAUCCAGUCGGACCAUGGGGCAAGCGAUUCGAAAAGCUCGAUGUGCUCUACGACGGCAUCAAUGGUGCAUUGCCCAAUCUCGACUUGCUGAACACAGCCGUCUCUGUCGCGAGCAGCCAGAUGAACGUCGGCUGCAGCCUCCACGGCAUGCAUCAUCACUCCGAUAAGUACCAGGAUCGGCUGAAGUGUUUGGCAAAGGGUGUCAUGACGCAAGCUGCUGGGCACGCUACUGGUCCACAUUCUGCGUUCAUGGCAUACCACGUCGAUGCGAUCACGCUCAAAACUGUUGGCGAUGGCUGGCAUGACGAGAUGAGUCUAGGUCGAGUCACGGAGAGUGUCUUUCGAUCGAUCAACAACUUGCUGGAGAAAUUCCAUCAGAGCUUCUUCUUUUACCUUCUGCUCAACACCCAUCGCUUCGUAAGUAUCGGAAGCUACCUACCAGCCGCGAUGCUAGUGGCGGGCAGCUUCAGUGUCAAUGCGCUGGCGCUAUGGGUCUUGAGCGGCAAAGGUCCAAAGGAAUUCCCGGGAGAACAGAAGCCGGCUGGUGGCGCGAGCGAGAAGCUAAAGGCGAAAGCCGUGGUCGCGAUACAAGAAGGCGAGGACGUUGCUCUUAUACCGAAAGCAGAGCUAGAGACGGUGGAGCGGAAGAUGUUCGUGCCUGCUACUGUCGUGCUGAUGGUGCAUUUGGCGAGUUGCAUACCGCUGUGGGCACUCACACAUCUCAACAAGGCGGUACUUCCUUCUGCGCAUGGUGUUGUGUCAGCAUUGAGCUACAUCUUCGCCAUACAGAUCAGCAUCCUGCUCGUCCGCAACUUCAAGGCGACAGCGCAGCAACUGCAGAUGAUGCAGUCCUUCUCGCUGCUCUUCCUUGGCGCAACACUUUCGACAUGGGCAACGAUCAACUUCUCUUUGGCAUUGGUCGUUGGUCUGCUGGCUUCGCCGUUGAGCUUCAUCCGACCGGCGACCUUCUUCACCAGCAAGAAUGAAAAACGCGAACAACAGACCUCGUCGAUAGACGUGGCCCUAAGCGUUCUCUCGACGCUGGUAUGGCUGAUGGCUUCGCCGCCACUGAUGAUCUAUGCGUUGAGCCAGUACCUGAAGCAAGAUCUUGGGUGGGUCUUGCUCGAGAUCGCAAAAGGCUGGACAGCUCAAGGUGUUUGGAGCAACCUUGUAGUGUGGAACAUAUGGUGGCCUGCAUGGGUCAUUGCCGGCACCGUGCUGUUCAGCAAUGCGGCGCGUAAGCUCGGCGUAUAA
Fulvia fulva is the source of this 1932-nucleotide messenger RNA. Its product is annotated as GPI transamidase component GAA1. The coding region runs from base 1 to 1932 and encodes 643 amino acids. NCBI's taxonomy places the organism in Eukaryota, Fungi, Ascomycota, Dothideomycetes, Mycosphaerellales, Mycosphaerellaceae. Gene Ontology annotation, biological process: attachment of GPI anchor to protein. The transcript has 3 exons. The record is from RefSeq and is a predicted model, not a curated record. Gene Ontology annotation, cellular component: membrane; GPI-anchor transamidase complex.